Messenger RNA from Alligator sinensis (Chinese alligator), 2761 nucleotides. Its product is annotated as ubiquitin carboxyl-terminal hydrolase CYLD-like. The transcript has 15 exons. Bases 71 to 2611 code for a protein of 846 amino acids. Gene Ontology annotation, cellular component: cytosol. Gene Ontology annotation, biological process: regulation of mitotic cell cycle; positive regulation of extrinsic apoptotic signaling pathway; necroptotic process. Gene Ontology annotation, molecular function: cysteine-type deubiquitinase activity; K63-linked deubiquitinase activity. NCBI's taxonomy places the organism in Eukaryota, Metazoa, Chordata, Crocodylia, Alligatoridae. The record is from RefSeq and is a predicted model, not a curated record.
GAGAAGUGAAGGCGGCGGCGGUGGAGCCAGGGUCUGCAUCUGCAUCUGUCUGUCCAGCCCACCCUUCGCCAUGAGGCCGCGCCGGUUCUACAUUUCCAUCAAGGACUUCGCCGGGGGCGUGGAGGUGUGGGUCCCCCGGGGCACCCUCCUGAGCCAGGCUGCACCCCUAGAGGAGGCCCCCUCCCGGGACCCUACCUUCAGGGCCCAAGUGCUGGAUACAGAGGAGAUGGUGAAGGUGCCCUCCAAAGCGGUGCUGGAGCUGAGCGAGACCUAUGCCCGGCUGCUACAGGCGGUCACCAAUGGGGAGGAGCGGCUGGGGCUUUUCAAGCAGGAGGAGCUGCUCCGACGGCUCUCAGCCCUGCGCCGGGGGGACCAGGUCCGGGUCCAGAUCACCUCGGCCUCUGGGGAGAAAGUGAGAGGUGUUGUACGCUACCGGGGACCCAUGAGCAAGAACAGAGAUGAAGCUGGGAUCAUCUUUGGGGUGGAAUUGGUGGGGUCAGCAGCUGGGAAGGGCUUCACAGACGGGUCCUUCAAAGACCAGAAGUUUUUCUCAUGUCGGGAGAAUUGCGGGGUCUUUGUCCCUGUGAGUCGGAUUGAACCAGAUGAAGGCAGCCCCCCAAGGCCCCGCUGGGGCAGCAGCAAGGCUCGCAACAGGUUGCAGCAGGUGGAGGAUGACCCCCUGAGGUCCCCUCCUUUGGAGCUCGGUGACCAUGUCUUCUUCAACAUGGAUGACAGCCGUCCUACAGGCACCGUGAUGUUCUGCGAUUACCUGCCGGAGAAGGAGCAUGCUGGCAUCUUUGUGGGCAUCCACCUGGACCAGCCUAUUGGUUCGUGGGAUGGUGUCUUCAAGGGUCAUGCCCUCUGCCAUUUUCCUUCCCCAGAGCAUGGAAUUCUCUUGCCGAUCUCCAAAGUAUAUAAAGAAAAGAUUGAGCAUAACCCCAAGGCCUCAAUAGAGAACCCCUCUCUAGGGUUUUCUGAAGACCCACCAUGUUCCCCGUCCAUCCGGUAUCCACCCAGGAUAGAACCGCACUCUCCGAAGGGGCCCCCAGCCUCACUCACCUCCAUAUUUGUGGACAAGGACAAGGGGGAGAAGGAGAAGGAGCCAGAGGAGGAUGAUGAAGAGAAGACACUUGUGAUUCCACUGGAAAUUUACUCCAUGGUGGAGGUGCAUGAUCCCCCAAUAUAUGGGGUCAUCCGGUGGAUUGGAAACCUACCAGAAGUGGGAGAGACCAUUGCUGGCUUAGAGCUGGAGGAGCCACUGGCCUCAAGCUGCACAGAUGGGAGUUACCGAGGGACACGUUAUUUCCAGUGCCCACCAGACAAGGGCUUUUUUGUGAAGCUGCGCCACUGCCGGCCAGACUCCCGCUUCGGGGUACCCCAGCCACUGGAGAACCCUGUGCUGCGCUGCAACUCACUAGAUUUCCGCAUCUAUGCCAGCGAGCGGGUGCUGGAGAAUACCCCUCCAGCACUGGGGGAGGAAGGGGGCCAGCAGCUUACCGGCUGGAAGAAGGGGAUUCAGGGUCACUGCAACUCCUGCUACCUGGAUGCCACCCUCUUCUGCAUGUUCACCUUCAGCUCGGUGCUGGACUCCCUGCUUCUGCGCCCUGCAGACAAGAACGAUGGAGAAUCCUAUGUGGAGACCCGGGACCUGCUGAGAACCGAGAUCGUCAACCCCCUGCGCAAGCACGGCUACGUCUGUGCCACCAAGGUGAUGUCCCUGCGCCGGGUGCUGGAGGCUGCUGGAUCCUCUCCGGGCUUCACCUGCGAGGAGAAAGACCCCGAGGAGUUUCUCACCCUGCUAUUCCGGGUGCUGAAGGGCGAGCCACUCUUUAAUAUCCGGUCAGCAGACAAGGACCCCCAGGGCUGCAUCUUCUACCAAAUCUUCAUGGAGGGUGCCCUGCCUGGGGUGACUCAGGGGGUUCCCACAGUGCAGCAGCUGCUGGAGGGCUCCCUGGCCACAGGCGACCUCAAGUUCACGGAGGCCCCCUCCUGUCUGAUCCUGCAAAUGCCCCGAAAUGGGAAGGACUUCAAGGCUUUUGCCACCAUCCUGCCUAGCCUGCAGCUGGAUCUCACAGACCUGCUGGAGGAUGCUCCCCGGGAGUGCUGUAUCUGCCAGGAACUGGCAGUGAGUGAAUGCCCCCAGUGCUAUGGGGACCCCCACAUCACAGCAGGCAGCACCCGGCAGUACUGCAGUAUCUGCUGCCAGCAGGUGCACCGUCACCGGACCCGGAGCUCCCACCACCCCCGGCUGCUGCGCCUGCCCCCAGAGCUCUCCCACCUGCCUCCUCUGCCAGUCCCUCUGCCCCGCCAGACUAUGCAGCUCUAUGCUGUCCUCUGCAUCCAGACCAGCCAUUAUGUGGCAUUUGCUCGCCAUGGGCCCCGCCGUGAGCACUGGCUCUUCUUUGACAGCAUGGCAGACCGCCAGGGUGGCCAGAAUGGCUUCAACAUCCCACGGGUCACCCCUUGUCCAGAGGUGGCCGACUACCUGGAGAUGUCCCCCAAGGAGCUCCAAGCUCUGGACCCCAAGUCCCUUCCCCCUUGUGCCCGACGCCUGCUCUGUGAUGCUUACAUGUGCCUCUACCACAACACUGCCCUUGGGUUCUACAAAUAAACCCUUCCCUCCAGCACUCUGCGGGGAAGGAUACAGAAAGAAGCACUAUGAAACUCAGGACUGCCACUCAGGGAAGGCUAAAUGGACUUUAUUAUCAGGACUUCCAUUGCCCUGCAAUGAAACUGUGCCAUUAAGGAACUGGUGAGAAGU